Molecule: messenger RNA, 1566 nt
Organism: Fraxinus pennsylvanica
Lineage: Eukaryota; Viridiplantae; Streptophyta; Magnoliopsida; Lamiales; Oleaceae
Source: the annotation of a GenBank genome assembly
AUGAAGCAUAAAAUUAGCUAUGGAAGCGUGAGAUUUUCAAUAAUCUUCAUACUGGGAUCGGCUUUUUUUAUCUGCAGCUCAAUCGAAUUCGUAUCAGCCUCAAUUCACGAGUACAACAAUGAACGCUUCACUCCUCAGUCCAACUCCUUCUUCUUCCACGGUGGAAGUGAGGGCCUCUACGCUUCUUCUCAAAAAAUCGAUAAGGGGAAGUCCUUUAUUAGGUUCGAAAAUGUUGCCUUUCUGAGGACAAAAGAGUCAGCUGAUAAUCAUAAUGAAAUGCAAAGUAGGACCGGAUUAAUUGAAGCUAUUGUUCUCGAGGUGAAAGAUAGAGAAAGGAUUGGAGAUGCAUAUACAAAAUCUAAUGCAAUAUGUUGCACACCGAAGCUUGCUCAGGAUAAGCUCUGUUCGGUGGGAGAGGUCAUUCUUCAGUCAAAUCCUGACAACUCGGAGUGGCCUAGGCGCAUCCAGACUUUUUUUGAAGGAAAAAAUCUGGAAACUAAAAUGGUCACCCAGUCUGUUGAAAUAAAUAUUACAGGAAUGUACUAUCUUUACUUUAUGUUUUGUGAUCCACAACUUAAUGCCACAAGAAUCAAAGGACAAACUGUGUGGAGAAACCCGGGAGGCUAUUUACCCGGGAAGAUGGUUCCUUUGAUGACUUUCUAUGGAAUUGCAUCUUUAGCUUAUCUUUUGCUUGGUGUAUUGUGGUUCUCAAGAUUUGUCAAGUUCUGGAAGGAUAUCAUACAGUUGCAUUAUUAUAUAACAGCUGUAAUUGCUCUUGGCAUGUCUGAAAUGGCUCUCUGGUAUUUUGAAUAUGCAAAUUUUAAUGCAACUGGAAGUAGACCAAUGGCAAUUACACUGUGGGCUGUGAGUGUUACUUCUGUAAAGAAGACAUUUUCUCGCUUGCUGCUUCUGGUUGUUUCGAUGGGAUAUGGCGUUGUGAGACCUACCAUUGGUAAUUUAACACCAAAAUUACUUCUGGGCACUGUAUACUUCAUUGCUACAGAGGCUCUUGAACUUGUUGAACAUUUGGGCAACAUAAAUGACUUUUCUGGGAAAGCAAAGUUAUAUUUGGUGCUGCCUGUUGCUUUCUUGGAUACCUGGUUUAUUUUGUGGAUAUUCUCCUCUUUAUCCCAUACACUAGAAAAACUUCAGAUGCGGAAAAGCAUGGUGAAACUGGAUCUUUAUCGAAAAUUUACAAAUUCCCUUGCAGUUUUUGUGCUACUCUCUAUUGCUUGGGUUGGUUUUGAGCUUUACUUCAAAGCAAGUGACCCUCUAAGUGAGCUGUGGCAAAUUGCCUGGAUAAUUGCAUCUUUUUGGACUCUGCUUGCCUUUUCUCUGUUGGUAGUGAUAUGUGUCCUUUGGGCUCCUUCACGCAACCCAACAAGAUAUGCAUAUUGUGGGGAGACUGUCGAUGACAUCGAUGAAGAGGCCAUUUCACUUACAACCGGAGUAAAAGUUGUUCCAGACAUUGGUGCCAAGCUUGAAAGGAAAGAAAAAAGGGGUUCUUCAUCAACUGAUGCUCUAACUGGACUAAGAGAAGAUCUCGAGGAGGAUAAACGAGAAUAA